Molecule: messenger RNA, 918 nt
Organism: Quercus robur (English oak)
Lineage: Eukaryota; Viridiplantae; Streptophyta; Magnoliopsida; Fagales; Fagaceae
Product: peptidyl-prolyl cis-trans isomerase FKBP13, chloroplastic
Exons: 5
Coding region: 57-707 (216 amino acids)
Cellular component (GO): chloroplast
Molecular function (GO): peptidyl-prolyl cis-trans isomerase activity
Source: RefSeq, a predicted model, not a curated record
UGCAGAAUCCUAUCCAAUUUAUCUCUUUCAAAGUACUGGUUGGUGGAGGACUAGAGAUGAGCUCACUGACAUCUUCAAUUGGGACUGUGAAUCCCAGAAAAUUUAGAAUACCCAAUAAACGACUAAUAAAAAAUUCUGAUUCAAAAGAAGCAUCAAAUAUCAGAUUCUCAAGCCAGUCCCCACGGAAAAGCUCUUUGCCUAUUGUACAAAAAAAUGUGAACCCAAUUACUCUACUCAGCAGAAGAGAAGCACUUGGUUUCAGCUUCUGUUUUGGCUUUCUUGAUGUUCUCUUGCAACCAGAAGAGAGUGUAGCAGCUGAAGCAGCUCCAUGUGAACUAACGGUAGCUCCCUCCGGCCUUGCCUUCUGUGAUAAAGUUGUAGGAACUGGCCCUGAGGCUGCCAAGGGACAGUUGAUUAAGGCACAUUAUGUCGGGAAAUUGGAAAAUGGGAAGGUUUUUGAUAGCAGCUACAAUCGAGGGAAGCCUCUUACAUUUCGCAUAGGUGUUGGCGAGGUCAUCAAGGGCUGGGACCAAGGCAUUCUAGGAGGUGAUGGAAUCCCUCCCAUGCUUGCAGGUGGAAAACGCAUACUAAAGCUUCCUCCAGAACUCGGAUAUGGCGUGAGAGGUGCCGGGUGUAAAGGAGGUUCUUGUAUUAUUCCUCCAGAUUCAGUUCUCCUGUUUGAUGUAGAGUUCGUUGGCAAGGCAUGAGAAGUUGUAGCCAAAGAGCCAGGAAGCCUAAAUCAAUCAGUUUUUCAAUAUGAAUUUUGACGUUAAGAAGAAGGAAAUGAUAUUAGUUUCUUCGAAUAGUAUUCAUGUUUCUCUGCACAUUUGUCAUUUAGAGACACAAUAUUAUUAGAUUUUACAUCAUUAUUUUGGCAAUAUGACGUUGAAUACAUUGCAAAAGUGAAUUAGACCAGAA